GUGGAUCAGUCUUGUACACCUUUAUCAGUAAAACUGUCCUCAAUGUGCUUGUCACACACAUUUACACGAUAACUAUGCCUGUGUCAGAUGUAUUCGGUUGGUUAGUGCUUUUAACAAUAUGUGCUGUCAUUUUCUUCAACAUUUGGUUUAAAUAUACUUGUAUGAAAUGUAACAGUAAUGUAUGUUUAGUAGAGAAGACUGCUGUAGUUACAGGGGGAAGUUUAGGCAUUGGACAUGAAGUAGUAUUAUCUCUGCUGUCAAGAGGUUGUAGAGUUAUAAUAGCAGACAGAGUAAUAACUGAAGACAUUGAAAAAUCUAUUAUUAGCGAAACAAAGAGCUCGAAUUUUAUUUUCGAUUAUGUAGACUUUGCGUCGUUCAAAUCUGUUAGAGAUUUUGCUGAGAAAUUAAAGAAAACCGAAGAAAAAAUAGAUAUAUUAAUAAACAAUGUUGGAAUAGGAAAAUGUGACGGUACACUUACUGAAGAUGGUUUAAACAAGGUUAUGCAAGUAAAUUAUUACAGUCCAUUUUUGCUGACACAUUUACUUAUCGAUUUGCUCAAAAAGUCAGAAGAACCCAAGAUUCUUUUCACAGCAUCAAUAUUAUCGUUUUCACAUCAGUUAUUUGUCGAUCAUGUAACAGAUGAUAACAUCAUUCUACCAGAUAAGCUUACUUCGUAUUGUACAUCAAAGUUUUGUACGGUGGUAGCUUCAGAUAUUUUUGCGAAGAAACUAAGGAAGCAUAACAUCAAGUGUAACAGUUACCAUCCUGGUGCAGUCAAAACUAAUAUUUUUAAUGAAGCACGAAAAUAUAUGACUUCAAACAUAUUGGAUGUUGUUGCAACCAUUUUUGGUGACUUCGUGCUUUUUGUAUCUGGACAGACUCCCAAAGAUGCCAGUCAAACUGCAGUGAACAUCGUAGUUUCAGAAGAAUAUCAAAAUGUUACUGGAGAGUUCAUUGGUGUGUUCUUUCCAAGUCUUAAACCUCGGGGGUCACAUGACAAAGUAUUCUGUAAGAAGAUAUGGAAAGUUUCGGAAAAGUUGGUAAAACUGGAACCGGAUGAAAAAUUAUAAAUUAUUCGAAUUGUUUUUGUGUAAAAAUUUAUAUACUUUUUAAAUAAAAAAUUAACAAAUGUA
Diabrotica virgifera virgifera (western corn rootworm) is the source of this 1133-nucleotide messenger RNA. Its product is annotated as retinol dehydrogenase 13-like. Bases 75 to 1070 code for a protein of 331 amino acids. The transcript has 4 exons. NCBI's taxonomy places the organism in Eukaryota, Metazoa, Arthropoda, Insecta, Coleoptera, Chrysomelidae. The record is from RefSeq and is a predicted model, not a curated record.